Molecule: messenger RNA, 3848 nt
Organism: Gavialis gangeticus (Gharial)
Lineage: Eukaryota; Metazoa; Chordata; Crocodylia; Gavialidae
Gene: KLHL21
Product: kelch like family member 21
Exons: 4
Molecular function (GO): protein binding
Source: RefSeq, a predicted model, not a curated record
AUCGGCGGCUGCGACCGCGACUGCGACGAGCUGGUCACAGUUGACUGCUACAACCCACGUACGGGGCACUGGCGCUACCUGGCUGAUUUCCCCGAGCACCUGGGCGGUGGUUACAGUAUCGCGGCGCUGGGCAAUGACAUCUACGUGACCGGAGGAUCAGAUGGGUCAAGACUCUAUGACUGUGUCUGGAGAUACAACUCCAGUGUGAAUGAGUGGACAGAAGUUUCUCCAAUGUUGAAAGCAAGAGAAUACCACAGCUCAACAGUCCUGGAUGGACUGUUGUAUGUGAUAGCCUCAGAUAGCACAGAACGUUAUGACCACUCCAUAGAUGCCUGGGAGGCUUUGCAACCCAUGAUGUACCCAAUGGACAACUGCUCCACCACUUCUUGUCGUGGCAAGCUCUUUGCCAUCGGCUCUCUAGCAGGCAAAGAAUCAAUGAUUAUGCAAUGCUAUGACCCUGAAACUGACCUUUGGUCUCUAGUGAAUUGUGGACAACUGCCUCCAUGGUCAUUUGCACCAAAAACUGUCACUCUUAAUGGGCUCAUGUAUUUUAUAAGAGAUGAUUCCGCUGAAGUGGAUGUUUAUAAUCCAGUGAAGAAUGAAUGGGACAAAAUACCUCCCAUGCUUCAGGUUCAUGUUGGGGGUAGUGUGGCCGUGCUUGGUGGGAAGCUCUACGUCUCUGGUGGCUACGAUAACACAUUUGAACUUUCGUAUGUGUUGGAAGCUUAUGAUCCAGAAAUUCGAACAUGGAGUAUAGUGGGCCGGCUUCCUGAACCCACCUUCUGGCACGGCAGUGUCAGUAUAUUCCGACAGUUCAUGCCAGAAACUACCCAAGAGGAUGAUGGCAUCACUCUGGAUAAUACCAUUAACCUGAACAGGCAGCACCAGCAUCUUCAGAAUCAGAAUCUGAAUGAAUUACGUUAGCUGUAGAACCUCUCGUUCCUGUGGCUUGAAGUGCAUUCAUUACAGAUAACCAGUGUCAUUUUGAGAUGGGGCAGAAGCCAGCUGGUGCUUGGAGACUGAAACAUACAGAUUUGUAAUUGCAAGUAGAGGAGUGAAAAUCCUCAGAGAUUAAAAUGCUGCUGUAGAAACAGCUGGUAGAAAGUUAGAAGCCUCUUUGGGUGCAGUGUCCCUCAGCCCUUUCCUGCAAAGUGAGAAGGUUCAGUGUAACCCAUGAACCAGCUCUGAGGCAAGCGCUGAAGAAAACAGGCAUUUUAAAUAUCACUUGUAAUUUAAGCACCAUAGUCACUCUUUCAGGGUUGCAUAACAGUUUGUGAUUAGACACCUUUCACAAGGAUCCUGCAGUCAGCAUCUUUCCAUUUGACACUUCACAUUUGCCACCAGAUUCCUUUCUUCUUAGUUUGUUCUCUGGAAGUAGACACAGAAGACAGACAGGACCAAAGUCCCUUAAUGCCCCAGGCCCCUCCUGUUGGAAGGAUGGGUCUAGCAUGGUCUGCCCUGGGCCUGUCUCUGCACAGUGUUCUGGAAGAGGAUGGACCCUCUCAAACCACAUUGGCAAGAGAAGUUCCUUUCCACAUACAAGAAAACACGAGGAUUAACUACCUAGCCCUAAAUAUACUGCACCACCAUAGCCUUUCAUCACUGUUCAGGCUUUCACUCAGAACAUACCAUGUGGCAGUGGUGUGAAAAGCUCAUGCAGGGUUGAAUUAGUGGGAUGUCACAUUCCCUCCCCCCACCUUCAGUGUAUGUGUAAUUGACUUUAAAAAACCCACUUUUCAGUCCUUCAGUUACGUUUGUUGCUUUAAAAUGCUUACACGUUUCCUGCCCCUUCCUAGGAGGACAGCUCUGUUUCUUUAGAAAAGUUUCACAUUUUCCCCUCUGAGGCAGGCUGGCAGGUCACUUUGGGACUGGUAGUACGUUUCAGUCCUUUAGCAAAGAACCUCUUUUUUUGCAUCCACACUGCGAGAAAGCUGCUGUUUGUAUCAAACUGUUUAGCUCGCAGCUGAGCUUGGCAGAGAAGUUUCUGCAGCAUGUUCUUGUGUCAAAGUGGGGUUAUUUGCUAUUUGUUCUUAAUGCUAAGUGAGCUCUAAAGACUAACUUGACUCUUUCUUAUCAAGCCCUAAGCACUUGUGCUGGACUGAACACUUGGGCCCUGGGCCAUGAAUGCUGUUAGAGGGAAAGGACAUGUUCUCAUGACUUAGCCACUUUAAGGAGAUAGAUCAGAAUCUUAUUCUUGGAGAGGAGGACUUAAAAGAUGAUAGGUAGAAAAUAUAGAAGAGCUUCCUGGGGACCCUACCAUAUUUCUGAGCAUUUGGCAAUGUAUUGCACAGAAUUGGAUAUGUAGAUAAACAAUAUAAUAAAGAACUGCUGAGGUAAAUGAUGAUUUAAAAAAAUGGAAUCUGUGUGUUAAAAAGCCUGGGAGAUUUUUUUGCAGUUUCAUCACUGCCGUAGUUGCUGGCAUUUGAGCAGUUGAUAAAUGCUAGCUGGGGGCCUUGUAAGUGUAUCCACCAUCCCAAUUAAUUCUGUGUAGGGUGCAGUGUUGCCUUUGCAAGUUCUGCUUUUCAACUUAAGUAUGUAAUAUAAUGAGUUUCAUUUUAUUUUCUAUAUUUGACCCAAACAAGCAAGUUUCAUUAGAAGAGAAACUCCCUGCUUCAUACCUGGUGGAACAUCUCAGAUAGUGCUCCUCUGAAACAACUUUCAGUUCAACAGUCAAUGUGGCCCAGUCGAGCAUCAGCAGGAAUGAAGAAGUGGAGCAGUAGGUGAGAUUGUAGCUAUGGAUUUUAUCACUAAAGACUUUAUGAACUGAAAUUUUAACAACAGGCCAUGAACCCAGAUGUUCAGUCACAAAGCUUUUGGCUUCUUCAUUUGGAAGAUGCAGUUUCACAAAAAAACUGUUUUUUUUUCAAAUAUGUUGGUAUGCAACAAUGACUUCAUUAUGUACUUAGAGUGUUCCACAUGUCCAUAAUAUACAGGUUGGGCCAUUCUUAAAUUCUCACGUGUUCUUGCCAGUACCUUAAAGUUUGAGACAGGGUAAUAGAGUAGUUACAUGAUGGCAGAGUUUAAUCUGGCUCACCGUCAGCAUGGAGCACAGAUACUAAAAAGCAUUUGAUAAACGCAUUAGGCAUUAACUUCUAUUUCAUAUUUCAGUUUCUGUGUCUGCAUUGGGCUUUGUGCGCUGAGGGCUGAGAGUGAGAUUGUCAGGUGGGCACUUCUACCUGUAGUAAAGAAGCUGUACAGGGUAACACUAGCAACUCUUGCCAAUGCCCCAGCUGAGGAAAAGUGAACUAGUUGUCCUGCCUGACAAGUGAGAGAAUGCCAGUCACUGGAGCAUUUUGGUAUCAUAACCAGGAUUUCAGUAUGUCACUUUUUCUGGUAACUGCUAUGAAAUUUGGGGAGAGAUGGAUGUGCACACUGUUAUUCUGCACCACAGGGGUGGGCAAGAGCCAAGUUAAACAAGCCUCAAGACAGGUCCUCUUCUACAGAGCACAUGCAGCUGGAGUGGUAGGGAAAGAAAUAGUAACUUGGUGGCUAAUCUAGUGACAGUUAAAAACCUCUAUUAAAGUCCAUCUAAGUGUGGAACUAUUGCUGCCUAUAACUUGACUUGCAUAGUAGAAUGGUCAGGUAUUUAUGCCAAAUUCUUAAUAUGUAUAGUAUGUCAUACUGUAGUGCUUACUGCUGGACUUUGUGUCAUGAAGCUCAGAACCAGCUAAAUAACUAUAUGGAUUUGUAUUUAUUUUUUGUAAAUGCAUUGUGUCCAAAAUAAGUACAAUUUAAAUGCCAUCCUUUGAAGCAAAGGCAUUUUACAUUGAAAGAUUUUGUAUUUUUAUCCUUGUAGUUUUUUUCAACUUGAAACAAUCAAGCUAAAUAAAGCAGUUCAGUAUUUUUUU